CAGAAUUGAAUCCACCCGUCGAUGAGUGAACGUUAAACCGGUUUUUCUUUUCCAAUGUCUGUAGCUUGUCUGUUAACACAUGAAUAAACUAUUGCGCACCACUUGAUAGUAGAUGAAAAGAGAAAUCGUCGAAAUAAAACUGUUGAACUUUUAAUUUCCUGGUAUAUUCGAAAAAGUGAAAUUCCACGAACAAGUGAUCGAAACAAAGUGAACUGUCAACAUCACCGUCACGAAAAUAACUCUGGCGAAUCGCUUCAUACAGCAUCCAUUAGGAAAUAUAAAAAUAAGAUAGAAGAGAGUUUUAUUUAAUAAUCGAGUGAAGGUAUAGGGAAAGAAUAACGAAAGAGUCCUGAAAGGAAAGUUAAAUUCUAUGACAGGAUAAUCGUCACCUCGCGUGUAGCAAAAAUGGCCGAGUCUAAGGAGCAACCAAUCAGAAGAGAGCACGAUUCGAUGGACGAUUUUGAGCAUCUCGAACAUGUCCAGGAUGGACAGUCGUCGAGCCACCUUGAACCUUACAGAGAGGAAGUGCGGGACAAUAUGGAAGAAAAUUUCGAUAUGGAUAAGGACAUGAUCAAUUUCUCCCUUAAUCAGUCUGCAAUCGAUUCUGAGGAUUCCAAAAAAGCAACAUUGUUAUUAUUAGACGCGGAAAAAGGUAAACCGGUCGAAGGGAAUAACUUUGAGGUUAGAAUGAAGGAAUCGAAGCCUGAUUUGUUGACGGGUAACAUUGAGGACCAAUCGGAAGUUAUGAGUGUUCAGUCACCUAGCAGGAAGGAAGAAAUUUUAGAGAAAAAAGAAGAAGCGGUUAAGGAACCAGAAAUCAUUUCUUCUGUGGAGAAAAAGACAGACGAUUCAUGGAGUGUACCGGAGAAACCUCAGCCUGUUUUACAGGAGCCUCAACAUCUCGUUUUUCAGAAACCUCAACCUGUUUCAGAAAAGCCGCAACCCGCUCCAAGAGAAGAGACAAAAAUUGAAAGUGUGAGUGAAUACUUGGUCUCCGACACGGAGAAAAAGGAACGAACCAGUGCCCCAGAAACCGGCGAGUCUGAAUUUGAAUCGGAACCAGAAGCAUCACCGGUGAAAAGUUUGAAGCCGGUAAAACAGGAAGCGAGACGAGAAAGAGUAGAGGAUGUCGAGAUCGCACCCAAAGAAAUAUUCCGCAGCAUGGGAAUCGACGCAUGGUUUAAUCCCGAAAGACUGAAUCCAAAAGUGGCAGCCUUAAUCUACUGGCGCGACCCAAAGAAAUCAGGCGCUGCUUUUGGGUGCAUACUGGGUGUGCUCCUCUCGCUGGCCUACUUCAGCCUGAUUAGCGUCCUUGCGUAUUUGUCGCUUCUCGUUCUCACCGGCACAAUCGCGUUCAGGAUCUACAAGACGGUUCUUCAAGCAGUCCAGAAGACCUCCGAUGGCCAUCCCUUCAAGGACAUUUUGGAGCUGGACUUGACAGUGCCUGCAGAAAAGGUGCAUGAAGUUGCGGACGUGGCCGUUGCACAUGCAAAUGCAGCGGUCAGCGAACUUCGUAGGCUCUUCCUUGUAGAAGACUUCGUUGAUUCCUUGAAGUUCGGCGUCUUACUCUGGUGUCUCACUUAUGUGGGAUCUUGGUUCAAUGGCAUGACUCUCAUAAUAAUCGGGGUAGUUGCUCUUUUCACACUACCGAAAAUUUAUGAGACAAACAAGGCACAAAUUGAUCAGAACCUCGCCCUGGUGCAUGGCAAGAUCAAUGAGCUCACCACAAAGGUGAAAGCUGCGAUACCUCUUGGUAAAAAGGAGGCAGCGAAGGAAGAAUAAAUUCGAAAAUACACCACCACGCGGGGGCAAAGAACUUGAGCGAACUUGUCGGGUAACUGAGGAUCCACGCAGAAAUGACGAGGGAGAAAGUUAAUGAGAUGAUGCUGAAAAAGAAACAAUUGAGGAAAAAAGUAAAAUACGAAUGAAAGAUAAAAUGUUGAACGCAAGGAUAGCGUACCAAUGAAUGAGAAUGAUAUAAAAAAAAAAGUUCUUAGAGCAUUAAGGGUUAAAUGAAUAUGAAGUAACAAUUUUUUUUUUUUAAUUUUUGGACUUGUCGCAUAUGAACGAAUUAUAUAACUAGCUGCAAUACAAGCACUGAAGAAAACGUAUAUAAAGAGAGAAAAGGCGGAAAAAUCACCGAAUAGAAAUUAUUGCUAAAACGAUAAACAGAAGAAACGACUAAAAGCCAAGUUAAAAACAAUUUCAAUAGCCCAGAAGGACAACGAAAGGAUCGUCAAAGUGUGUGUAGGGGAAGAGUCUUUUCUUAAUACUUAGACUAUGGCAGAUGGACUUUGUUGACCGAUGAUGUCGUAACGCAAAUUUUCCUUUUCCGGACCUGCACAGUGUCCCUAUUGAUGGAAAUAAACGGAAAGAAGUAACAUUUAGCGAUUACGUUAAUUCGUUGCGACACGAGAGGUGAUGGAGUCUUUUGGUGUACUCUAUACAAAACCCAUGAACGGUGCAAUGCGUGUGUGUCUCUUAGGGGAUUUCCCGGUUUUUCUUCCCUUCUUUGUUUUUUUCCUCGCACUCUCCUACACCAGUCCGAACUGAUUCUUCAUCCUCAGAGGUUAGGAUAUGCGGCCCCAUUAAAAUCAGUAGUCAUUCAUUUUCAAAAAAUUUAUUCAUUUUAUGAUAGGAAUAUAUCAAUCAAGUAUUCCCUGGUAGAAAAAUGACGAGAGCUGCUUCUCUUUUUAGUCUUCAACAAAUUUACUUUUUAAUUUAUAGUUUUCGAUCAUUUUCAAUUUUCGAUUCUUCGAGAAUGCAUUUUUAAAUUGUAUUCUACAAAAUUUUCUGGAUAAAGAAAAAUUAUUUAAAAAGUAAUAAGAUAUUGUUAUGCUGUCACGUUUCAAUUGUUAUGAAGGAAAUAAUAAUGCAGAUAGCUCGAAAAGGAGUGGCUAGUCAUUUUUAUUUUUAAUCAAAUUUUUUUUGCUUUUGAAAAUCUAAUUUUGUUAGGGGAAACUGAUCUAAAAUAAUCAUAGACUUCGUCUCUUUAUGUUAUAAUAUUUUUAAAUGGAGUUACGAAGUACUGGGUAAUAUUUGUACAAUAACAAGAAACUUAGCGAAUUACAGAGUCUAAAUUGGCUCUCGUUCCUUAUUUCUACUGAAGAUAUAUCUUUUUAUAAAAUUCUGUUGUUUUCUUUAACAUGUCAUGUUAGGUUAGUUUCCUGAGUUUUUGUUAUUAAAUACAUUUUCAUCUUCUUCAGAUGUAUAUAAAUAUGCAUACUAUUUUUUGUUAUUUGUUUGUACUUUUAAACUAUGAUUAAACUAAAACACGGAUCCGUAUAAGGAAAAAGAUCAUAAAAAAUCUACUAAAUAAAUUUUUAUUUGUUAACGAGAAAAUCUGAAACAAAUAAUUUCUCUACACUUGCAUAGGUUUACCUAAAUGACGAGUUAAUGUUAUUUAUCUUUUUGUAGCUUCUCAAGUAUUUUCACUAUUUCAAUUGCGUUUAGUAUCAUCUUUCCAAAACUUUUAUAAAACGUGUUGUCACAGUUUAAGAUAUAUAAUAUUAUUUUUGUUUACCUAAUGUAAAGAAUGUUUCCUACUGAGAAAAACAUAAAUUAUUAAGAAAUAAGACUUAUUGAAAAAUAUAUGUUACGUAAGUUUUAUCAAUUGUUCAAACAAAAACCUCUCGCCCCUUUUUGUAAUGUUAAAUGUUUCAUAAAGACGAGUAAAGAGGUCAACAGUUAACCCUAAUAAUCAAUUAUGGUAAUUAAGAUAAAUUUUGUUUUACGCAAAUUGAUUGCCUUAAAAAUUAAAAUUCUGUUUCGAAUGGAAAGAGUAUGUAUAUGAGAAUGAAAAAGAAGAGGAGUGACAGAGAAAAAGAGAGUGAGCCUAAAAUUUGAAUUUUUUUUUAUAGUUUUAUAUAGUACCGUUUAUAGAACAAUUUAUUCUGUUAUGAAGUUAAAUUCUAUCUCGUUGAUUGAUGGAAAGAGUACAAGUUGUUGUUUUGAAGAAAUUUAAAUCUCAUUAAAAAAAUAAACAUCCGCGAAAAUAUUUGUUCCUAAAUUUUUGUCUUGUUUUUAUUAAAUACACUAUUGUGUUUAUUAUCAGUUGAAAGUAUUCUUUGUUGACACCACGACCGUUUUAUCACUGUAGUUGUGCUUUAUCGAAUAGUUUCAUUGGUUGUGAAUUUGUUCUAUAUUAAUAUUACAAGAGCAUUACAAUCUCGAUCAAAGAAUGACAAAAUUUUUUGAAAAUUGAGUAUUUUGACUACUUUAGUGGGCCUGCAUAUCAAUCGAUCCCUUGAUCAUCGAUCAUUAACAUUUUUUCAAAGAGAAUGACUGAGAAAAAGUGUGUAAGCUCUGUAUGUGUGUGAAUAAAAAUGGCGCCGUUUGUUUUUUCUUCGGCGUUUUCGAAGAUUUUUUCUUCGACUAAUGCAAUUAUCGCUAUCACAUUACUAAAUGUAACUAUAUGGUUAAACAUUACGAUGGAAAGUUGUUGGCUGAAUUACAAGUUUUUAUUACAAUAAUAUCGUUCCAAGUAAAUCGAUGUUGGUACUGAUAUUCCGUUCCGAAUUUCUUAAAUCGUGUUUCAUCGUAGAAUAUGUAUUCAAUUCGAAUACAAAUUUGAAGUAUUCUUAUAAUACGUAAUUCAAAGUACUCUGUAGCGUACAACGUAUAAUAUAUUUCAAAAAUUGAAUUCUUUAAAAUUUCUUUGAUUGGCAUAAACGUGUAUUCGCCACUUGUUUACGAUGACACGGUUUAAUAGAAUCUGAAUGAAAUUUUAUCGGAUCCCAUCGUCGUUCUUUACUUAAAAAAAUAUGGCGUCCGAAAAGAGACGACAGUGGUAGGAAUAAAUGGCAUGCAAAAUGGCUAGAGAGAGACCGAAGGAGAAGUCUCGGAAUAUGACUUGUAUCACGCGUAUCGCUUAUUGACGUUUUCAUUAUUGCAUCUGCAUCCGCACGAUUAAUUUAUAAAUAAAUUAUAUUAAAUAAGACACCGAA
Molecule: messenger RNA, 4946 nt
Organism: Hylaeus volcanicus
Lineage: Eukaryota; Metazoa; Arthropoda; Insecta; Hymenoptera; Colletidae
Gene: Rtnl1
Product: reticulon-1-A
Exons: 6
Coding region: 406-1782 (458 amino acids)
Source: RefSeq, a predicted model, not a curated record